Molecule: messenger RNA, 7513 nt
Organism: Symphalangus syndactylus (siamang)
Lineage: Eukaryota; Metazoa; Chordata; Mammalia; Primates; Hylobatidae
Gene: TRAF3
Product: TNF receptor associated factor 3
Biological process (GO): Toll signaling pathway; regulation of defense response to virus; regulation of canonical NF-kappaB signal transduction
Cellular component (GO): cytoplasmic side of plasma membrane; plasma membrane signaling receptor complex
Molecular function (GO): tumor necrosis factor receptor binding; zinc ion binding
Source: RefSeq, a predicted model, not a curated record
AGUGCCUGCGCGGGGCUGCGUGAGGGAGCGAGGGAGCGAGGGAGCGCGGCGCGGCCGCCGCGUGCGCGAGCCGGGGUUGCAGCCCAGCCGGGACUUUCCAGCCGGCGGCAGCCGCGGCGGCCGCCGGCUCUUCCCCGCCCCCCGCCAUGGGGCAGCCCGGGGAGCAGGACGCUGCGGACCGCGGCGGAGGACGCGCCCGGCGCCCCUGAGCCGGCCGAGCGGCGGCGGACCGCGAGAACUCCUCUUUCCUAAAAUGGAGUCGAGUAAAAAGAUGGACUCUCCUGGCGCGCUGCAGACUAACCCGCCGCUAAAGCUGCAUGCUGACCGCAGUGCUGGGACGCCAGUUUUUGUCCCUGAACAAGGAGGUUACAAGGAAAAAUUUGUGAAGACCGUGGAGGACAAGUACAAGUGUGAGAAGUGCCGCCUGGUGCUGUGCAGCCCGAAGCAGACCGAGUGUGGGCACCGCUUCUGCGAGAGCUGCAUGGCCGCCCUGCUGAGCUCUUCAAGUCCAAAAUGUACAGCGUGUCAAGAGAGCAUCGUUAAAGAUAAGGUGUUUAAGGAUAAUUGCUGCAAGAGAGAAAUUCUGGCUCUUCAGAUCUAUUGUCGGAAUGAAAGCAGAGGUUGUGCAGAGCAAUUAACGCUGGGACAUCUGCUGGUGCAUUUAAAAAAUGAUUGCCAUUUUGAAGAACUUCCAUGUGUGCGUGCUGACUGCAAAGAAAAGGUCUUGAGGAAAGACCUGCGAGACCACGUGGAAAAGGCGUGUAAAUACCGGGAAGCCACGUGCAGCCACUGCAAGAGUCAGGUUCCGAUGAUCGCACUGCAGAAACACGAAGACACCGACUGUCCCUGCGUGGUGGUGUCCUGCCCUCACAAGUGCAGCGUCCAGACUCUCCUGAGGAGCGAGUUGAGUGCACACUUGUCAGAGUGUGUCAAUGCCCCCAGCACCUGUAGUUUUAAGCGCUAUGGCUGCGUUUUUCAGGGGACAAACCAGCAGAUCAAGGCCCACGAGGCCAGCUCCGCCGUGCAGCACGUCAACCUGCUGAAGGAGUGGAGCAACUCGCUCGAAAAGAAGCGAGUGAUAGACAGCCAAGCAGAGAAACUGAAGGAGCUCGACAAGGAGAUCCGGCCUUUCCGGCAGAACUGGGAGGAAGCAGACAGCAUGAAGAGCAGCGUGGAGUCCCUCCAGAACCGCGUGACCGAGCUGGAGAGUGUGGACAAGAGCGCGGGGCAAGUGGCUCGGAACACAGGCCUGCUGGAGUCCCAGCUGAGCCGGCAUGACCAGAUGCUGAGUGUGCACGACAUCCGCCUGGCCGACAUGGACCUGCGCUUCCAGGUCCUGGAGACCGCCAGCUACAACGGCGUGCUCAUCUGGAAGAUUCGCGACUAUAAGCGGCGGAAGCAGGAGGCCGUCAUGGGGAAGACCCUGUCCCUUUACAGCCAGCCUUUCUACACUGGCUACUUUGGCUAUAAGAUGUGUGCCAGGGUCUACCUGAACGGGGACGGGAUGGGGAAGGGGACGCACUUGUCGCUGUUUUUUGUCAUCAUGCGUGGAGAAUAUGAUGCCCUGCUUCCUUGGCCAUUUAAGCAGAAGGUGACACUCAUGCUGAUGGAUCAGGGGUCCUCUCGACGUCAUUUGGGAGAUGCGUUCAAGCCCGACCCCAACAGCAGCAGCUUCAAGAAGCCCACAGGAGAGAUGAACAUCGCCUCUGGCUGCCCAGUCUUUGUGGCCCAAACUGUUCUAGAAAAUGGGACAUAUAUUAAAGAUGAUACAAUUUUUAUUAAAGUCAUAGUGGAUACUUCGGAUCUGCCCGAUCCCUGAUGAGUAGCUGGGGAGGUGGAUUUAGCAGAAGGCAACUCCUCUGGGGGAUUUGAACCGGUCUGUCUUCACUGAGGUCCUCGCGCUCAGAAAAGGACCUUGUGAGACGGAGGAAGUGGCAGAAGGUGGACGCGUGCCGACGGGAGGAGCCACGCGUGAGCACACCUGACACAUUUUAUAAUAGACUAGCCACACUUCACUCUGAAGAAUUAUUUAUCCUUCAACAAGAUAAAUAUUGCUGUCAGAGAAGGUUUUCAUUUUCAUUUUUAAAGAUCUAGUUAAUUAAGGUGGAAAACAUAUAUGCUAAACAAAAGAAACAUGAUUUUUCUUCCUUGAACACCAAAAAAACACACACACACGUGGGGAUAGCUGGACAUGUCAGCAUGUUAAGUAAAAGGAGAAUUUAUGAAAUAGUAAUGCAAUUCUGAUAUCUUCUUUCUAAAAUUCAAGAGUGCAAUUUUGUUUCAAAUACAGUAUAUUGUCUAUUUUUAAGGCCUCAUCUGGUCUCUGUUUUAAUAAUUUGUUUGUCAGAAGACCCUGAAGUAUACCUAGGUCUUUUUUUUGAAAGUCUCAAUUCAGAAUCAUUUUUUAAUUUAAAGUUCUACAAAUAAUUGUUACUGCAAACAUUUUAUUUUAAAACGUUGAUAGACUGAUAUUUCUUGGAAGAAAAUAUAAAAUAUCAAACACUGGUUAUCACUUGUGAUAGGAAAGAGAAUAUUCAACCUGUUGUUAUUUCUCGUUAGAAAUGUAAACCUUCAAUAUCUGUCGUAGUUAAUGACACGACUUCACAAUUCUGAACGGAGCCUCGCUCAUGGAUGCUGUGCAUCAUUUUCAGAUUUAUAAUUGUUUUCACCCUAAAAUAGGGCAUCCGUUGAACUUUGGAGUUCUAAACAAAAUCCUGUAGGUGUUUGGAUUCUGCCCCAUGUGUUCGGACGAGCUCUCUGUUGCUGACAGCACCGGCCUUCGGUCUCCAUGUCAGGGGUGGGCGGGUGACUGCUGAGGGAGGCCCGCAGGUGUGUUUCUCCAUCCCGUCAUCUUGCUGCAUGCCAUCAACAGUCUCCGAAAGCAACAUUGUGCAUAGAGCUGGUGGCAUACGGUACAUGUGCCUUAGAUGUGACAUGCUGCUUCUCCACCCUGGGUUUGUGUUGAGCAUAAUUCUAGAAAGUGCUAGUUUAACCAGACUUUUCUCUCCACCACUAGAUCUUUGUCUCUACAAGGGCCCUCAGACACCUCUGCACCUGCUGAGGGGAAGCCAGGCUCCACCGUCGGCUUCUGGAGCCUCCGCUGCUUAAUUACCACAGAUUCCAAAUCUCUAGGCCCCACGAGUGAGUCGCCUGGUCCAAGUACGGCCUGGUCCCACCCUGAGGGAGGCAGGUGUGGAACAGAAGCUGAGCCUCUCCGUGUCCCCAACGGGGCCGUGGGCACCCCCACAGCCCGAAGCAGAACCCUCUGAGCAUUCCAGAGACCGCUGCUCGGGGGCCUGCCCAGGCUGACCAACGGGCGCUCCUGACCACCACCCUGGCGGGAAGGGUGGCCACAGGGCCCGUCGUCCCAGCCUGCGCCUGCCCGGACGGCAUUUUCUCAACUCACUGUUUACUGUCUCUCAGUGUCCAACUGUGAUUAGAAGCCUGGAGCCCGGCCCCUGCACCCCUUUUGCUAUGCACCACGCUUCAUGGUGCUCUUACCACUGAUGGGUGCUACACGCGACGGGUGCUUCUUAGGCAAAACCAAUGUGUGCGAACCGUCACACCUGUGCCACUCGCCCACAAGCCGCGCCCACAAUUGGCCAGCUGGGCCGUGCACGUCAGACUACCUGCCUCGGCUCUCCCCGUGGCCGUGCGGGGACAGCUUGGUGGGUGCCCGGUGGCCCACCUGUCUCUGGUGCUGCCAUCUGUCCUGGGUGUGCCUUCGCCCCAGUGCCUGCUGGAAGUGCCCUCUGUCGCACCCACGUGCCCUGAGCUCCCGUGAGGGGCCCGCCGCGCCCUUUCGCGGUCGAAGCGUUCCGUUGUUCUUAUCUGCCUUUCCUUUCCCCGCUCUCCUGGGAUUGCUUUGGGGGAAUGAGUAUCCUUGGUUCUGCCCUGUGAGGGAGUCGCGUGUCCCUGCUCAUAAAGGAAGGACUUCCUGCAGAAGCUGCGGAAAACUACUGUUCCCUUGAAGGUGUCCCCCACCUCAGGCCUGUCCCCUACCUGCCCUCAGGUAGUUUUCCUGAGGCCAGGGGUUAACAACAGGGACAUCCCUGCAACUUCCCCUUCACAAAAUGUACAAUAUUAGAUGAAGGAUAUGCAACAUCUCGGUCUGGUAAGAACCAUUUCCUCCCCUCUGGGUUGAAGUCCUGGCGUGGCCCCCAGAAGCAGCCGUGCGUGUCACUGGGACGUCUCCAGUAGCCCUUCCCAGGCAGACGCUCCUGGCGGGACGCCAUGGGGCCCACCCAAGGGUCCCACAGAUGUAACCUGAGUGACAGGAGUCCUUGAGGAUGGGAUGGCCUGUGUCACAUGCUUUGUCCUUGAACCUGAGUGAUGGGGGUCCUUAAGGAUGGGAUGGCCCGUGUCACAUGCUUUGUCCUUGUGUUUGGUUGUAUCAGGGUCUCUGUUCUGAGUGUGUCUUCCUCUCAUGUACUCAGCACAGUGGGCAGCAGCCUGGGGCGGUGUCCCCUCUCCCAGUGGCGGGCAAGCCUUGUGCUGCUCCGCCCUCGGCCCGUGGGCACCCUCACUUGGCGCUCACCACCUGGGCCAGCCUGGGGCCAUGGCCUCCCUGCAGCUGAGGCCCAGUGGUCCCUCGGGCAGUGGUCAGCCCUCCCCGCGUCACAGGGCCCUGGCAGUAAGUGGGAAAGGGGGGCGCACACUGUAUGCUUGGGAGUGUUGCUUGUUUACCACAUGUGACCAAACUCCCAGCAGGACAGAGCUGCUCAGUACUUUACAGAAACCAACUGAGUCCUUUGUGCAUGAAUUAAGCUGGUCUGCUUCCCCAUCACCUUCGUAACAAAACAAUGUCCCCUCUCCCCUUGCCUCGAGCAGUUUCUCUAGGACACUGUGGCUUGGGCUGCUCCCUGCUGCCAGGCACGCUGGGCGGCUGGCCUGGGCCCGGCUCACGUGAAGGGCACUGGCUCUCGUGACCACACUGAGCCACGUGCAAGCCACAGCUGGGCCUGGAAGCCUGACCCUCUGGUUCUAGGGCUUGUCCAGCGGAGCCUGCAGAGCUAGAAGUUGGGGUGUGUCUGUGAUAUGGGGGCCAGGCUGGGAGUAGGGCCUUUCCAGCAGGUUUGGGUGGCUCAGUGAGGGUGUGGAAGUGGGGGACCCAUGGGGCCUGGCUUUGGGACUAGACAUGCCAGCGCCAGCUGGGCUGGAGGGAGCCUGAGUAAGCCCCAACGUAUGCUGGGCUUUUCAGCUCGCCGUGCUCUGGUGACACACAGGCGGCCAGGUUGGGAUUUGUGUCAAUUCUAGGAGCCGUCAAGCAUGAAAGUGGUGCUGUCCCCUGAGCGCAAGCCUCGCCGGGGCCCUGGGCGAAGACCUGGACUUGCAGAUGUGUGUUCCCUGUGCAGGUGGACAGAGGGGGCCCUUGUGACCCAGGUUGCAGCCCCAUUCCGCCACCCCUUCCUCCCCGAGCAGCCUCUGCUGAGGGGCAGCACCUGUGUCCCUUUGAUGCCACAACAGCCAGUUGAACAAGGGAGCCCUGUGCUCAGGCAGCUUCUCCUGCCUCUCCCUCGUUUCUCCUUCCCUGCCCCAUCCCCAUGCCCUUCUUGGCUUGUGGCGCCGGGGAGCCACGGUGUGGCGUACUGGGGCUCCUGCUCCUUGGGCCACUUCCUCAGCCCGGGCCCCACAGGCCCACCGCCUCUCAGGGCUCCCACUGCACUGGCUGUGGCAGGAGGCUUCCCCAUGACCCCGUGUGGCCCAGCUCAGUAAGAAUGCAGUUCCAGGCACAGCCCCUGGGACAGCCAGCUGCCUCCCAGACCACUUCAGCCUGCUCCAGGGUCCUCAGUCACCCUGGGCCAGGGGCCACGUGUGCCAUGGAUGUCGACCAUGCCAAUGUCACAUUCCAGCACCCCCUUUGCUUGAUGGCGUCUGGUGGUAGUCACCAUGGUGGACCCAUAUCCUACAGCCAGAGGUGAUGUCGGACAAAGGAAGGGGGGUCUGGAUGGGUCCUUAAACAACCAUUCUGUCUCCAGCGGGGUCAUUCCUUGUCAGCCCAAGGGAGGGCCGGGGAGUACACUGAUUCCAACAGCUGGGCUGACACCUCCUUUCUCCCCUGCACAGGGAGGAUUGGCGCGAGGACCAUCACCCUGUGCACAGCCCCGGCAGGGUGGCAGUGCCACUGUCUCCUUGAGCCGUUGCAGGGUUGGGCGGGCGCAGACUCCCCUUGCGGGCCCCUUGCUCAAUCCCCGGCCCUCCCAGACUCCUCCCUCUACUGGGGGUAAUUUUUGUGUCAGAAGGGCUCUGGCAGAGCUGUAAAAUAUUGUUUUUUAAAAAUUUUAGUCCAGAUCUUUACUUAUUAGAUUGUAGAAGGAGAGCUAGGGAGAGUGCUGGGAGCCCCUUUGCUUUUGUGUCUGUGAGAUGAAUGAGGGUCUGUCACCCAAAUCUACUUCUCAGCCCAUGACCAUAGUUCUGUUUUCUGUUUGCAAAUCUCAGUAGUUCUGUUUUCUCCAAAGUAGAAUGUGCCCACCGGGGCCCAGGCCAGGUGAGGUCAGUGUCGGCAGGCUACCUGGUCAUUAUUGCUGCCUCAUCCAGGCUGGUGCCGAUGGUCACGGGCACGGCGGCAUCAGGGAGCCGGGCCAGCAGGCAGUGUGAGGCAGGGCCAGCCUCACUGCAAGGGUAUUUUCUGCCUGACCCUGGUGUGCCCCACACGCGGUUGCAGGGCAGACGUGUGAAGCCUCGGCCCUGUCGGGGCUGGCAGGUGUGCAGGUGAGGACGCUCCGGUGGCCAAGCAGAGCGUGCAUUUCAUUUCUCCUUUUGCACUGUGUCUAGUCUGUCUUGUGAACUCUCACCAUGAAAAGAGGCUAGAAGUCCAGGAUCGCUGUACCACUCCUGUAAUUAGGUGAUGAUUGGUUUUGACAACUUGGUCCCCUCAGACAAGUAAGAUACCCUCCAACAGCAAAUUCAAUGACUUAAUUGGAAAACACACGAGCCGGCAUGAUGUCCGGUGAUUUCUGUAAGAAACGCCUGUAGGAGAAGUUCUGCGAAGUGUAGAGGGCAGUGUCGACACUGCACGGCAUCUGCAGAUACGCAGCCUCUUCUCUGCCGGUGCCUCUGUGUUCGGUUCUGUUACCCAAAAACAAAGACCAAAGAAGGCCAAUCUCUCAUUUGACCCUGUCUUUUUAAUCUGCCUGUUUUAAAAGUUGCGUCUGUAGUAGCCGCUUGCUGUGAGGACACAUCUUGACAGUCCAAGUGAUUUUGUGACCAGUGAUUCGGGUCCUGUUUUCCGCUCUUCUAAGAAAAAAAAAGACCGUCAGUUAUUGCCCAGCAAUAAUCAUGUUGUUACUGUGAGUUAGCAACAUGCCUGACUUUCUGAUAGCAUUACUGUUUUAUAUUUUUGUUUAUUGUAUAUUAUGUGUGGUUUUAUUUGGUAUUUAUUUGUGUUUUGAGGUCUUGCAAUGUUUUUGUGUUUCUGAUGCUAAUAACUGAAGUUUGUAAGACUGUAGAAUGCAAAACUCAGAGAUGCUAAACUGUCUUAUUAGAGGAAAAUAAAUCUGAUUAUGGAGUCUCA